AUCCGAGUAUUGAUACAGUGCUCCAGCCUACAGCAGCUGCGUACGAGACUUCACAGACAAUGGCAGCCCUUAAGUAAGCCGCUAAAGGUGUUGAGGAGGGAAAAAGGUGUUUGUUUACCUCUCGGCCGCCGCCGCGCCAGGGCGGCCAGCCACCGGGGCGGUGUCGCGUUCCGCCGCAUCCUCCUAUUAUUACUGGUGACAGGUGUGCAGUGUAGGGGAGCGUGAGCACCUGCCAGGCCGCUCACAGUGAUAGAGCCCUCAAGAAGACUAAGAAGCUGUGUUGCCGAGGACCACGUCUGGCUCCAGCAGCUCAGAUGAGGAGGCGUCACGGUUCAGGGAGGCGUGUGACCCCACCCUGUGGAGAACGGCCGCGCAGGGAGCCGCCAAGAAUGAAAUCUGCAGAGCGGAGGCAUCUGAUGAGAAGCCCCAGCCAAGGCGACCAGAGGCAGGCCUUCAUGCUGCUGGAGAAGAUGCGCACAACCCUUGCCGGGGCGCAGGGCAAGGCAGGGUGUGUGGGGCUGAGGCACAAGGAUGGCCAUGGCCCCAGCAUACAGGGCAGGCCAUCGUCAGGCAGGGCAGAGGCCAGCACAGCGAGGGUGGCCACGGCUGCCCCAUCCACACUCUCCCUUCCUGGCCAAGCAGCUCACCUCAAGACUGGACGGGUAUUUGGAGGAGUACAAGUUGAAGGACCGGUGCGCCGACGGAACCAUUGUAGCCGUGCCGUGCUCCCUGCCAGACAACACCAACACCAACACCACUGCAGGGAAAAAGAAGAAAAAGAAAUGUGUGGUGUGUGUGUCUCAGGCUGGGAAGGAAGACGCCACAUUAUCACACCAGGAGGAAUCACUCAGUAGCCUUCAGAACGGUGGUGUCAGUGAGGGCUCAAGGACAAAGAGAAGGAGAGGUGUGGUGUGUGUGUGUCUCAGGCUGGGAAGGAAGACGCCACAUUAUCACACCAGGAGGAGUCACUCAGUAGCCUUCAGAACGGUGGUGUCAGUGAGGGCUCAAGGACAAAGAGAAGGAGAGGUGUGGUGUGUGUGUGUCUCAGGCUGGGAAGGAAGACGCCACAUUAUCACACCAGGAGGAAUCACCCACUGGCCUUCAGAACGGUGGUGUCGGUGAAGGUUUAAGUACAAAGAGAAGGAGAGGUGAGGUGUGUGUGUCUCAGGCUGGGGAGGAAGAGGAAGGAACUGUACAGGAGAAGCAGGAGGAAGCAUUUAAUGGCCUCACGAAUGGUGGUUCUGGCUCAAGUACCGACGUGAGGAAGCAGAGGAAGCAAACUCGAAGGAGAGGGAAGAAGAAGAAGUUGAAGGGAGGCGAUGAAGUGGCUGUACCUAAGAGGAAGAACAGGGAUGAAUAGAACAUGAAAAAAACACCAGUUACCCCUCACAAUGGCAGCGUUGGCUCAAGUACUGAUGUGAUUAAACAUAGGAAGCAAACACGAAGGAGAGGGAAAAAGAAGAAGUUGCAGGGAGGUUAUUAAGUUGCCGUGCCUUAGAGGAGGAACAGGGAUGGAUAGAAUAUGAAAAAAAACACUAGUUACCUCUCACAAUGGCAGUUUUGGCUCAAGUUCUGAUGUGAUGAGGCACAGGAAGCAAACCCAAAAGAGAGGGAAGAAGAAGAAGUUGAAGGGAGGCGAUGAAGUGGCCGUACCUUAGAGGAAGAACAGCGACAGAUGGAACAUGAAGGAAGAAGAGAACACUAGUUACCCCUCACAGUGACAGCACUAGUGAAAGGAAGAGAAAGAAGGUGGAACAGAGGGAGUGUAGUGUGGCUUGUGUGUGUUGAACUUAAGAAGGGACACACUGCAGGGUUUGAACAAGAAGAAAUGAUUACCUCACAAUGACAGCACUAGUGAAAGGAAGAGAAAGAAGACAAAAUGGAGUUGUGUGGCUUGUGUGUGUUGAACUUAAGAAGGGAUACACUGCAGGGUUUGAACAGGAAGAAAUGCUUACCUCACAAUGACAGCACUAGUGAAAGGAAGAGAAAGAAGACAAAACAGAGGGAGUGUAGUGUGGCUUGUGUGUGUUGAACUUAGAAGGAAGACACUGCAGGUUUGAGCAAAGAAAAACACUUACUGACGAUGGCUGAGUGGUCGGUGCCUGGAUGCCAUGACCCCAAGGACCCAGGCUCAAGUCCCUCUGCAAGACACUGACAAUUCUUAACCAUCGGCCAGUGGUGGAACAUUACCCACAUGCUGCCCAGGUCUUCAAUCAACCUUGACUUCAGCGACUUCGGUCAAGAGGAGCACCGGGGGGCAGCAUGGGCCAAGCAGAGUCAUACAUCACAGCAGCCACUAUAAAUUAAAUUCGCCUGUGCCACGAACGGACUGGGGUCUUCCAAGUGGUCCCUCGAGAGAGCCUACUGGUGCUAUAGGCAGAGGAGAAGGAGGAGGAAAAAUGAAAAGAGGAAGAAUUCUGUGGCACUGGUGAAGGAGUAGAAGGAGGAAGAGGAUAAAAAGGAAAGAGAAAGAAAUCUGCAGCUACAAUGGAAGAUAGGAAACACAGCAAAAGAGACACAUGAAGAGAUUGAAGGAAAGGGAAUGGACAGUUACGACAAGAAGAAGCAUUUAAUAGUCCUUAUAAUGGUGGCACUGCUGAAGAAUAAGAAGGAAGAGGAAGAAAGGAAAAAUAUGUACCUUGUGAUUUUGGGCUGUGAAGAAGCUGAAGGAAGGCAAAGUAAUGGAGGGAAGAGAACAGUCAGUCAAUUACAACAAGAAGAAGCACUUACUAAUCUACAGAAUGGUGGCACUGCUGAAGGAGAACACAAAGGAAGAACAAACAACACCAGACCUGCUGGUCCUUAUGAGGCUGUUUGUGACAAGCUACACUAACUAUCUAAUCAAAGGUGGAAGAUGAAGGACAGCAAAGGCGAAGGCUCCUUCCCACCCCCCAUCCCUCCAGCCAAAGCUGGCAAGAAAGGAAAAAGAACCAUGCAGCUUGGAAAAACUGCAUGGAAAUUUUAUAGGAAAGAGGAAAGAACUACCAUUACUGCUACCACUAACCGGGCGAUAAAAGCGGACAAGGACAAGAGGAAAGAAGGAAGAAGAGGAAAAAGGAAAGAGAAAGAAAUCUGUGCCUUGUGAAUUUUAUGCUGUGACAGUUACAAUAGGAAUUACACUUACUCUCCUUCACAGUGCUGGCAUGUGCUCAAAUUAUGACACACAAAGGAAACAGUCGCCUUCACCAUUACUCUUUCCUUCCUCUCCACUCUUACAAACACUUCUCCCUCCCUCUCCCUCUCUCUCAGCCAAACACUGUCAUGGAGCCAUCUGGUCCCAUAAAGCACUAGUGGAAACAAUCGCCUUCAUCAUUACUUUUUCCUGUCUCUCCACUCUUACAAACACUUCUCCCUCCCUCUCCCUCCCUCCCAGCCAAACACUGUCAUGGAGCCAUCUGGUCCCAUAAAGCACUAGUAUUUUUAGAAUGGCAAAAACAUGUAUAAUGAGCUCACAGCGAAACAGUGCGCGCGACCUUUUGUAUACUCGGACUUUUGUCACGGCGGAAAACAUACAUGAUAUACAGACAAACAGACAACAUUGAGGGGAGGCGAUGAAAAGGCGGUCCCUUCAACUUGACGGGGGUGGAAGGAAGUGUGAGAGAUGAAGAAGGAAGGAGAAAAAGAACAUCCCAUCACAACACUGGUGCUAAGAAAAGACAAAGAAGAAAAGUAAAAUAAGAAAGAAAGGUGUAGCUUGUGGCUCUCAGGAAUGUUAGUUAGGCUGUGACACUUGCAAUAGAGAAAACACUUUAGUGGUGGCGUGGACUCAAGUUCUGACUCACACGAAGAACAGCUGAAACAAAUAUGAAAUAAAGUAUGUGUGUG
Eriocheir sinensis (Chinese mitten crab) is the source of this 3825-nucleotide messenger RNA. RefSeq lists its product as uncharacterized. The transcript is spliced from 4 exons. The coding region runs from base 315 to 854 and encodes 179 amino acids. Lineage: Eukaryota; Metazoa; Arthropoda; Malacostraca; Decapoda; Varunidae. The record is from RefSeq and is a predicted model, not a curated record.